AUGCCGAAUCUGCGUGGAAGUGCUGGUUGGCGAAGUGAAACCCGUUCCAAUUGAUCUAAAAAGUUUAGGUCAAUGGGUAGAGGUCUUCGGACCUCGAUUUUUUGAAAAUAUUCAGAAUUUGCCUGCACCACAUACAGUUUGUGCUUGUCAUAUUGAUGACAUGGAUAUUUGAAGUUGUGGAAUUGGAGAAAGAGGACGAAUUCAUGAAGAAUCAGAGAAUCGAAAAAAAAAAGGAGAAACACAUGUAAAAACUGUAAGUUUUCAGAAUUGUAGAAUUUUUAGAAAAAAAUGUGAUUUCUUUUGCAGGAAGAUGUUGAAUCAGACAGAAAGGAGGAAUUGUUGAAGAAUAAGAAAAGCGAGAAGAAAAAAGGCAAAAAACAGAUGGCCGUACUCGACAUAUUCGAUCGUUGCAGAGUUUGUAGCAGAAUUAUGAAUGAAGAAACUAAGAGUAAACCAGUACCCACGGAUUUUGAGCAAUUCUCGAAAUGGGUAAAUGUCUUUGGAACAAAUUUUUUUCUCAACAUCUUCAACUUAUCUUAUCCUCACAGAAUUUGUGAGAAACAUAUUUUCGAAGUUGAUUGGAGCUAAGAUAAAUUUUUAGAUUGCAUUUUUAUUAUUAUUUGAAUAAAAUAGUUUGUUUUAAAACAUGACUAUUGGUUUUUCCUUCAAAAAACCCGGUGAAAUCACAAAACUAUUCUCCGAAACUCUAGAAUAAUUGUUCCACACUUUUUUCUGGAAAAAAAAACUUUUGGGUUACUGUAGUCUUAUGAUCUACAGUAAUCCGAAGACAUCAAUUUUAACGCUGAAAAAGCUGGAAUCGCUCAUUUAUAGCAUUUCCACCGUUUCGAGCGUGAAAAAUUGGUCUGAGACAUUUUUAUCUGAAAAUUGGAGACCCUCCAUCAUUCAAAGGGUUCCACUAUCUCCCUGAGCUACCAAAAUAUCUUCUAUAUCAAUUUUUCAAGCUGAAAACGCUGGAAUCACUUAAAAUGAGCAAUUUCAGAUCCACGUGGAAUAAAAUAAAGCAAAAUUCUAAGCAAAAAUUACUAUUCAAGAAUCAAUUUCUUCCAAAUACAGUUUACGAGAUUUUUUGAGAAAAAUAAAAGCACUCACCAUUUUUCCGCCAUUCCUCCGCCAUCUCCAAUCCUUGUUUUGUCCAUUUCAAUCAUUCUGCAAGAAAAAAUCAUUAGAAAUAACGAUUUUCCAGCCAAAAACUGGGAAAACACGAAAAAAACAAAAAGAAAAAUAAAUAAUUGUCCGAGAGAACUACACACAGGUGUGUGGUUUUCUAGGCCACGGCCACGCUUUGUCAGCAUUUUUUUUACAUUUUUCAAAGCGAAAAACACGAUUUGAAUGUGAAGAAAUGAGCCGGCGGGACAAUGUGAUUCGAAGCUCGAAAAGAAAAACGGAAGAUCACAUGUUAAAAAAGUAAGUUUUCAGAAUUGUAGAAUUUUUAGAAAAAAAUGUGAUUUCUUUUGCAGGAAGAAGAUGAACAAUGGGAUGGUAGAAAUGAGGCGGAAAUUGGAAAGAAGAAGGUGAAAAAAGAGAUGAAAAGAGUAAGUUUUCAGAAUUGUAGAAUUUUUAGAAAAAAAUGUGAUUUCUUUUGCAGGAAGAAUUGGAAGUUGAUAAGAGAGUUGUGAAGAAUCCGAAAAAGAUCGACAAGAAAAACGGAAUCGAAGAAGAUCAAAAAGCGGAGAGAAAGAGAAACCAAAUUUGUCUCUUUUGUGAAGCAACAAAACAACGCCACGAGAUGACAAAGAUACCGAAGAUAAAAGAGAAAAUCGAUAAAUGGAUCGGAAAUUUGGGAGAGGAUUUUGGGAAGAGAUUAGAUGAAAAUAAUUUGAAAUCCGCAUAUAUAUGCUUGAGCCACUUUCCGGGAAUGACGAGCCGGGGGCUAAACGAUGUGCCGAUGGCUCGAAGCGAGGAAAAUUUGGAACUGGCAAAUGUUGAAGAUGGAGAAAAGUUGUGCGAUAAGGUAAGUUUUCAGAACUUUAGAAUAUUUUUUAGAAAAAAUGUGAUUUUUUUUCAGGUGGAAGAAUUGCAUUUGCAAGAAAUUGGAGAAGAAAAGGAAAAGAGGAACGAGAUGAAGAUGGAGAUGUGGCAAAGAGACGACACUGGUAUUUCGCUGCUGGAUAUCUCACCCAAAUGCAGAGUUUGUCUUGAAGUUCUUGAUGGUGAAGCGAAGACAGUUCCAACUGAUCAAAAAAGUUUGGGUAAUUUGGUGAGAUUUUUUGGACCCAAUUUAUUUACAAAUAUUUUUAAUUUGCCGGGACCACAUUAUAUUUGUUGUAAUCAUUUUGAUGAAAUUGAUGUUUGAAUUUGAUAUUUGAUAUAUUUUUGUUAUUUGAAUGAAAUAUUUCGUUUUAAAACACGACUAUUGGUUUUCUCUUCAAAAACCCGGUGAAAUCACAAAACUAUUCUCCGAAACUCUAGAAUAAUUGUGCCACACUUUUUUCUGGAAAAAAAAACUUCUGGGUUACUGUAGUCUUAUGAACUACAGUAACCCGAAGAAUAUGAUCAUUUCAUGGAUCGUUCGAAAUCGCUCAAAAAGCCCGUUUGACACAACAUCAUAUCACUGAAGCCUAAAAAGCCCGGUUUUUGGCCUAUUUUCACAGUAUUUUUUGAAUCACUAAAAGAAUCCCAGGCUCUCUGAGAAUAUCUACAGUGCUUCUAGGAUACUGUAGCUUCACAUGAGGUUUUGAAUUGUUCUACAGUACCCUAGGGUUACUGUAGGUAGUUUUUUAUUUUUUUCAUUUUUUUUUGACAUCUCGUGAAUACUAUAAGCCUUUUUUCUUCUGCUGACAACCUUUCGGACGCCAUUGAUAACACCGAAAAAAUCAGAACAACAUCAGCAGGUGCUCAAAAAAACAACACAGAAAAAAAUUGGAGCCAGGUUAGAGAGCACAAAAUUGGACAGAAACACACGAGAAAAUUGAUAAGAAGAGGGGUUUCCUGUGUGUGGGAAAAAUGAAUAAAAAAUUGGGGGAUUUUUAAAUGCGAAAUUUCAAACUGCAAGGGGUACUGUAUUUCGAACUGCAAGGGGUACUGUAGUAUAACUAGUUCAGACAGGAAAUUAAAUAUUUCAAAAAUUCUGAACAUUUUAUAGAAUUCUCAAAAACCGUAUAGUUCUCUCGGAGAAAUCAAACCACAAUUCAGAACAGCGAACAAAUGUGAAAAGCUUCUGCUUCUGGCUGCGCGAGAAAAAAAAUGAACACAAAAUGAGCUCUUGGGUUGGGGUGUAAUUAAAAAUGAGGAGAAGCUUGAAGUCAUGAUGAAAUUCGAAAAUACUACAAAAUUCCCAUUGGAAAAUCGAGCUAUGACGUGGCAAAAAAAAAAGGUUUUCUUUCAAAACUUUGCAGCAUAUGCGACAAAAAAACCAUAAAUUUUCUCAAAUUCAGAAUCCACGUGGCACAAAACCUACAGUACCUAUUUUCGAAAAAAUUCUGAAAUUCCUAAAAAAAAUUUUGACGUGAAAAAAACGUGACCCAAAUUUUUUUCCAGCCAGAAAAUCUUCACCACUCCCCAUUUCUAUCAUCCGCGUCUCUUCCGCAAUGUCGCUUCCGCCACAUGCCGCAACCCAUUCCCGACUAGUUCAAUUCUACCGAUUGCGCAAAGAAAUCGCCGAUCUCAAACAGAGUCCACGUGGCUACAUCAAAUCAUUUCAAAAAUUGCACAAAAACAAGGAGGUCUAUAUUUUCAAGGUUCAGGGAGAUGGCGAGAUUUACGGCAAGUCGAUUUUGACGAUUUCUGUUGAUGUCACCCUGGAUUAUCCAUUCAAGACACAGAUUUUGAGAUUUAUUCAUCCGGUGAGUGCGAAAUUUGGAAAAAUCCGAAAAUGUUGA
Molecule: messenger RNA, 3839 nt
Organism: Caenorhabditis angaria
Lineage: Eukaryota; Metazoa; Nematoda; Chromadorea; Rhabditida; Rhabditidae
Source: the annotation of a GenBank genome assembly